Parasteatoda tepidariorum (common house spider) is the source of this 1847-nucleotide messenger RNA. Its product is annotated as vesicle-associated membrane protein-associated protein A. Lineage: Eukaryota; Metazoa; Arthropoda; Arachnida; Araneae; Theridiidae. Gene Ontology annotation, cellular component: endoplasmic reticulum membrane; plasma membrane. The record is from RefSeq and is a predicted model, not a curated record. Gene Ontology annotation, biological process: endoplasmic reticulum membrane organization. Gene Ontology annotation, molecular function: FFAT motif binding.
AGUUAAGAAGCUAUUUUGCGGUACGAAAAACUCGGAUAGUACAAUAGUUUCGUUCGAGUUUGUGACAUCAUGCGUCAGCUAUUGAUAGCGCAUGAGUAGAUGUUUCACAUUUUGGAGCUGAAAUAAACUGUGAGCCAGAAAUAAGAGCCUUAAGGGGUCUUGUUACUCAAAAUUAAAUACUUAAUGUGAUAUUAUAUUUCUGAAAGUCUAUAGAUGAUAAUAAAAUUAACAUAAUACAAUGGCUAAAGCUGAACAAGUUUUAAAUUUAGAGCCUGCUUCCGAGCUUCAUUUCGUAGGUCCUUUCACUGAUGUGGUCACAUCUUACCUCAAACUGAUGAACCCUCUAGAUCGACGUGUUUGUUUUAAAGUGAAAACCACAGCUCCAAAGAAAUAUUGUGUUCGGCCUAAUAGUGGUGUCCUAGAGCCUAAACAAGUAAUAAGCGUAGCAGUUAUGCUCCAACCCUUUGAUUAUAAUCCCACAGAAAAGAAUAAACACAAAUUUAUGGUCCAGACAAUGAUUAUGCCAGAUGGGGAUGUAAAUUUAGACAAUUUAUGGAGAGAUGCCAGGCCUGAAAGUCUUAUGGAUUCUAAGUUAAGAUGCGUCUUUGACAUGCCUGUCAAUGAAACUGUUCAAAAUAAUAACUUAGAUACCAAUGCAGUCCAGCGAGAAGACAAAACAACGGUUAAUAAAGUCAUGGCAGAAUCUUCUAUCAAAUCAUCUUCAAAGGCAUCUAAUGUAGAUUUGGAGUUAAAAGAAAUGCAAGAGGAAAACAAACGACUCAAAGGUGAAAUAAUACGAAUGAAACAAGAAAACUCACAAUUGAAGGCAGAAGGACUUAGGCUGAGGUCGCGUGGACCAACAACUGAUGCAGGUUCACAGCUUGGAGGUCACGCAGGCAGCGCAAAAGUCCCCUUCGAUGACAGACUGCAGGAACAACCCCAGUCUCCCAUGCUCUACCUGGCCGUCAUGCUCACCAUUGGCCUGCUGGGCAUCUUCCUCGGAAAAUUUGUCGUUUAGACCUGUCCUUCGCACCUUGUAUCCCUUUUUUUUAAGCUAUUGGUUUGUUUGAGAAGUAGACAGUUGCCAGAAAAAGCAAUCAGUGACAAAAACAAUUGAAAACAUUGGAAUUAGUGCCAGAAAUAUAUAGAAAUUAACAUGGCAACUAUUGACUAAAGCUUUCCUUUAUUUCCUAGUUUUUUUUUUUUUUGUUUCCUUUUUGAGUUUCCACCUUUAUAAUUUUGAAGUAAAUUUCUUUUUGCCACUUUUUUUACUGCUUUCAAAACUUAGUUUAAGUUAUAUUUAUGAGAAAGAUAUAAGACGAGGUAAUUUUUUUUGAAAGAAAUUUUUUCGUUGUGUGCUUCCCCCCUCCUCUGUUUGUAUGCAACAUACAAUCAGUUUGAAAAAUCAUAAAGAGUUAUUAUAUAUUAAAACUUUGCACUGAACUAUGUUUUUAAAUAUUGAUUAUUUGUUUUUCACAAUAUAAUAAAUAUUAUAUCUUUUUGAAACAUUCAUUAUGUUGUGGAAAACUUUAGUGUCAUUACAAAUUUAAUUUCUAAAUCUUUUAUUAUUGGGGGCUGUGAUGUUUUAAAUUUAAGAGCUUUUAGCUUGAUUGUAUAAUAUUACAUUUGUGCAUCUAAAGAUUAAAAAAACAAAAGCAGUUUUGCGACAAUUGAAAUAGUUUUAGGUGUGACUGAGGAAUCUACAAUGGGAACUGAAUGUUUGGUACAUUUCUUAACUCAGUUCCACUACAUGAACAGUGUUCUAUCCAGUAACAAUGUAUUUUCAUCCCUGUUAAAUUCUUGUCAAUGUAACAAUUCCAAGUAAUAAAUUUGUUAUGAAAUAUUGA